This is a messenger RNA of Acanthosepion pharaonis, 738 nucleotides long. The record is from the annotation of a GenBank genome assembly. Lineage: Eukaryota; Metazoa; Mollusca; Cephalopoda; Sepiida; Sepiidae.
AUGGAUUUUACACUCACCUCGCAAAAUGACCACGGUGAUUUACACGAACAGAACGCUGAAACUGAGCAGCUAUUUUACCAAAAUGGACAGCUGACUUAUGCCAACAACAGUAUUUCUCAAAUUCCAAAUUAUUUGAUAGAAAAUUAUUGCAUGACAACAAAAUGCCUGGAUCUGAGUCACAAUCAUUUAAGUGACCUGAGAGGCCUUGAAUGUUUCAUGAAACUUGAGGAGCUAAUUCUUGACAGUAACUGCAUUGAUGAUAACACAAAAUUCCCUAAACUAAAUUGGCUCCAAACAUUAACUUUAAACAAGAACAAAAUCAACAACUUAGAAAAUUUAAUAUGCAAAGUGAAAACAGCUUUUCCCAGCCUAAAAUAUCUCAGCCUCCUUGGAAAUGGUGCCUGUCCAAAUGAAUUGUCCUGUUUGGAGAAUAGUGCAAGUGAUUACCAGAGAUACAGGUAUUAUGUUCUCUCUGAAUUGCAACAUCUCAAGUUUUUAGAUUCUUCUCCUGUCCGAACCUCAGAAAUAAAAGAAGCUGUGAGAAUUGGGAGGCUGAUGAAAAUCGCCAAGCCAAUCAUGACUCAGGAAAUUGAUUCUAAUAGUACAGAAUCACCAUUUCACCCUCUCCCAUCCACAGUCUAUAAUGAAAAUCCCAAAGUGAGGUUUGGCAAAAGCAAAUAUGUCUACUUUGGUCAACAUUCUGAAGGUAACCGUUACAUCAAAAACCGAGAUUUAUGA